Molecule: messenger RNA, 2032 nt
Organism: Lingula anatina
Lineage: Eukaryota; Metazoa; Brachiopoda; Lingulata; Lingulida; Lingulidae
Product: serine hydrolase BPHL
Molecular function (GO): serine hydrolase activity
Source: RefSeq, a predicted model, not a curated record
UAGGUUUGACAAACAAAUAAGUGCAGAUGUCAGCUUAUAGCGUUAAGGACAUUGACCUGUUAUGACCUAGUUAAAAUGUGAUUGUAAGGCUGAAGUCAACCAAUCAGUAGAACCAGUUGUAAACCUAGCUGAUACAGAUAAGCUUCCUCAGAGCAAAUUUUAGGUUGGAAAUAAUGUAAGAUGGCAGCUGCAAGAAACGCAGUUCGGCGUAUUGGGGUCUUGCAAGGCGCCUUGGUGAAGAGACAGACGUACCGUGGCCGUGUGGAGAGCAGACGACAUCAGAAUACAUAUGAUGGGCGAUGGCCACCAGAUCACGGCGUGGGUAUUGAUAAUGUGGAGGCACAGGUUGCGCAGGCCAGGCCAGAUCCCAGUGCUACUGCGCCACUGUAUAGAGAACUGAACACCGCCAGUCUGGUGAACUUGCAGACUAACACUCUGGCGCGGCAGGGAUAUGACAUGACCCAGAGAGGACUGAUGUCCCAGAAAGUUGAAGUAAAUGGUGCUAGCAUUCACUACAUUAGCAGUGGGAUUGGAGACCAUGCAUUACUACUACUGCCUGGGGCUCUUGGUUGUGCAGUCACUGACUUCAGUCCUCAGGUGGAACACUUAGACAAAGCCAAGUUCACAGUAAUAGCCUGGGAUCCGCGGGGUUACGGCAACAGUAGGCCUCCAGAUAGAGACUGGCCUCUCACCUUCCUGAGCCGAGAUGCUGACGAUGCUGCAGGAAUGAUGGAGAAACUAGGUUACAGUAGCUACUCUCUCCUUGGCUGGAGUGACGGUGGUAAUACCGCCAUGAUCAUGGCCGCCAGGUAUCCUGAGCGUAUACGUAAACUGGUCAUGUGGGGCUCCAACUGCUUCACCACUGAGAAGGAUAUGGAGUGUAUUAAAGCUGUCCGUGAUCUUAGCAAAUGGAGUGACAGAAUGAAACAACCCUUCAUUCAUGUUUAUGGAGAGGAGUAUUUCAAGGCACAGUGGGAGGCCUGGUAUCAGGCAUAUAGCGAUUAUUUCUACAAAAACAAAGGAGACAUCUGCAGAGAUGAACUUAAAAACAUCACGAGCCCAACCCUGAUUGUCCACGGUGACAAGGACCCAAUGUUGGAUCCAGUGCAUCCUGUUUAUCUCCAUGAGAAUAUCCAGAAUUCCAGACUAGUCCGGUGGCCUGAGGGAAAACACAACAUCCAUCUGAGGUACUUCGAAGAUUUCAACAAACUGGUGACAGAUUUUCUGUUGGAGCAAUAGGAGGCAGCACCUGCUUCCUAAUUUCAACUAUAGAUGGUAGCAUUAGUUUCAUCAGGGGAAGGACAGGCUUGUUUACAAGUGAAAUUUUGCUCAUAUUUCGCCAAUUAUAAUUUUAUCAGUAUAUUGACUGAAGAUUUUCUUCUAUGCAGAUUGGCUUAAAGGAAAUUUUGGAAUUGUUAGAUGGCUGUUCUAGCGUCUGUGAAGAUGAACAGUGUCAUGUUGACCUCCCUGCAUAUCAAAUGGGCUGGGAAAAUUUUUAUGCAAAUAUAGGGAAUUAAAUUCUACCAGAAUAAUCAUAAAUCUUCUGGUUAUACUUCUUGAUUGGUUUUUGUGUGAUUUUCAAUAAAAUGUUGGUUUGAAGUCACACUCUAGCAUGUUUAUCAUGCACUUCAAAAAGGACAAAAGCAAUAUUUUAACAUUUCCAAAAAUUGGGGUUUCCAAUUUGAGGAAGAUGGUGGAAUUGAGGUAAAAAUGGACUAAUUUCAAGAUUUUAAAUUAAUAGUAAAGUUUCCUCAAUCAGCAUUUGAAUAUUUUCCAUGUAUGUGAAUAUUAUGAUGCAAUGUGAAUGGCAGCAUUAUAGGAAAGUCUGUAGAAGGGACUCUAAAUUCAAGUCAAGGGUGUGAUUGAUUGGUUUGUGCCUUUGAAAAACCUCGUUAAAAUGUCUGUUAAACAUUUUUAAAAUGAAUUUUCUGUUGUCAACAGUUUUUGUUGACUGCUUCAAAUUUUGCCUUAAAAGGUGCCUGUACAACUUGUUAUCAUCUAAAAAUGAAAUAAAAACCAAAUUUUGAACUUA